Messenger RNA from Hemicordylus capensis (graceful crag lizard), 2835 nucleotides. Its product is annotated as CCN family member 2-like. Lineage: Eukaryota; Metazoa; Chordata; Lepidosauria; Squamata; Cordylidae. Gene Ontology annotation, biological process: cell adhesion; signal transduction. The record is from RefSeq and is a predicted model, not a curated record. Gene Ontology annotation, molecular function: integrin binding; heparin binding. Gene Ontology annotation, cellular component: extracellular region; extracellular matrix. The transcript is spliced from 5 exons. The coding region runs from base 23 to 1093 and encodes 356 amino acids.
AGGGAUUUGCAGAGAGCUCAGGAUGGAUGACAACUCUGGGGCAAUCACCACCUUCACUCUCUCCCUUUUCAUCUUUGGGCCUGGCUGGGUGGCAGCCCAGGCAUGCUCAUACCCAUGCCAUUGCCCCUCGCAGCCCCUCCAGUGUCCUAUGGGCAUCAGCCUUUUGCUGGAUGGCUGCGGUUGCUGCAAAGUGUGUGCAAGGCAGCUGGGCGAGGCAUGUUCCCUCCAGAAACCCUGCGAUCAUCAUAAAGGGCUCUACUGCGACUUCUCCAAAAUCCACAGGGACAGCGGGAUCUGCUUAGCCCACGAGGGAGCGACCUGCGAUCUGCUGGGGAAGAUCUACCAGAAUGGCGAGAGCUUCCAGCCCAGCUGCAAGCUGCAAUGCAUCUGCAUGGACGGGGCCAUCGGAUGCAUCCCGUUGUGCAGCGAUGGACUGCGGCUCCCUUCCCCCGACUGCCCCUUUCCCCGCCGGGUAAAGGUGCCGCACAAGUGCUGUGAAGAGUGGGUCUGCGAAGGGGGCGGCCAGAAGAAGAACCGCUACGGAAAGGGCCUGGCAGUGUACAGGAACACGGCAGCCCACAAGCCCAAGCCCAAGCCCCGGCCCACCAACUUGAAGGGAAACUGCCUGGUGCAGACCACGGAGUGGAGCGCGUGCUCCAAGACCUGCGGGAUGGGGAUCUCCACCCGGGUCACCAAUGAUAACGCCCAGUGCCGGCUGGAGAAGGAGAACAGGCUGUGCAUGGUCCGGCAGUGUGAUGCCCGCUUGGAGAAGAACACCAAGAAGGGGAAGAAGUGUGUGCGGAACCCCAGAUCUCGCCAGGCAAUCCGCUUCGAGUUCACCGGCUGCACCAGCACCCGCUCCUACCGGCCCAAGUUCUGCGGCAGCUGCACGGACGGCCGCUGCUGCACCCCGCAGACGACCAACACGGCCAAAGUGGAAUUCCGGUGCCCGGAGGGAGACUCCUUUGUGCGCAAGAUGAUGUUCAUCAAGUCCUGCUCCUGCCACUAUGACUGCCCGGCCGACAACGACAUCUUCCUGGCCAUCUACCGCCGGCGGAUGAUUGGGGACCACGUCAAACUCGAGAGGCAGUAGUGCGGACGCCCUGCCCUGCCUCCUAGCUGGCUGUGGCAGGAGCAGCUGAGAUUUUUCUGCUGCUGACUCCAUGGACAAAGCAGAGACUGAAGGAGGAAGGAUUCAGUUGUGGGUCAGCCAGCAGGCGUCAAGGCAGAGGCCUAGCUAUAACUGAACGUGUGGAGAGGGGCAAAUGUCCCCAGGCUGACGAGGCAGCGGGCCUACUGACUGGGAAACAGCCCGCUCUUCCCUCUGGCCUCUCUCCUCCCCGACUCAUGGGCAAGCGCACUCCCUGAUAGCUCACAGGGACUUCGGGGUAAUUCUGGGCAACUUGCGAAUGCUCACUUCGGUUCUGGAGGAGAUGUGGACUAAAAGCUGGGUGUGAAAAUCUUCCAUGUCCCUAUAGUUCUUCUGUAGCAGAGACAUGGGGGGGGGGGAGAAGAAGAAGGCAGGGGGUCCCAUCUUUACUUCUUGCCCCAAGGACCACUUCGACCUUGCUGCACCCAUCUGUGGUGCUGUGUGCCACUGCAUAUAGACAACAUUUUUAGGAGGUUUAAGGCUUGAUUGCGAGAAAGGAGAGCUGGUCUUGUGGUCGCAAGCAUGACUUGUCCCCAUAGCUAAGCAGGGUUUGCCCUGGUUGCAUAUGAAUGGGAGACUCGAUGUGUGAGCACUGCAAGAUAUUCCCCUCAGGGGAUGGAGCCGCUCUGGGAAGAGCAGAAAGUUUCAAGUUCCCUCCCUGGCUUCUCCAAGAUAGGGCUGAGAGAGAUUCCUGCAAUGCAACCGUGUACACCGCCCUCAACUCCUUGGAGGAACAGCAGGAUCUAAAUAUAAACGAUAAAUAAAAUAAGGGCAGGGUUAAAAGGUCUAGCAGCAACCAACUUGCAGCCGAAAGCCAGAUAUGAAUAUUUAUACUUGCUUCUCAACAAAAAUUCCCAAAGCGGUUUAUGUAGAUAUAAAUAAAUAAGAUGGCUCCCUGUCCCCAAAGGGCUCACAGUCUUAAAAAGACACAUAAGUUCGCCACCAGCAACAGCCACUGGAGGGAUGCUGUGCUGGGGAUGGAGAGGGCCAGUUGCUCUCCCCCUGCUCAAUAAAGCAUAUCACCACUUUAAAAAGAUGCUUCUUUGUGCAGUUAGCAGAUCCAGACUUCUCUUUCCUCUUAAAGGCCCCAGAAGUUUUGGCCCAGCUCUUAAAACACCUGCACAUCAGUCCCAGUCUCAGGUUGGCUUUUGGUAAAGGUAAAGUGUGCUGUUGAAUCGGUGUUGACUCCUGGCAACAACAGAGGGGCUGGAGGGGCUUUACCAUUGCCUCCUCCUGCACACUAUGAGAUGAUGCCUUUCAGCCUCUUCCGAUAUCGUUGCUGCCCGAUAGUUGUCUUCAAAUGGGUGCCAUCCGCAGUCCUUUGCUCCAUCCAUCCCAUAACCACCGCUCUGCUCUUCCCUCACUUAUGUCAGCAAGGGACAGCAAUGCACAGCACGGGGAUGCAUCCAAACCCUCACAUCUGGCUUUGGAGUUGGAUGGUGGUUGGGUCUGUUGAUGCAGGCAUGAAAACAGCUGGGAGGAUCAUCUCAAGAUGAUGUGGUCUGCUGACAUUGGGAAGGCUGAGCUGCAAAACACAGGCAGUGCUUGGAGGCAACUGGAAACAUGGAUGAUCCUGUGGGAUAAAGUCAUCCAAGGGUCAAGGCGCUGAGCCCUAGAGGAGCAUCUUAGUAGAAGGCAAAGAGGGAUAGUGCUCAGAGCGAUGCACACACGCAUGUUGAGUACUG